Molecule: messenger RNA, 1049 nt
Organism: Mizuhopecten yessoensis (Yesso scallop)
Lineage: Eukaryota; Metazoa; Mollusca; Bivalvia; Pectinida; Pectinidae
Product: keratin-associated protein 9-2-like
Exons: 11
Coding region: 47-634 (195 amino acids)
Source: RefSeq, a predicted model, not a curated record
UGUUUGUACGAUCCCGCAUUUACAAGUGAGGAACAGAACACCCAACAUGGUUACAAUGUUUCUGACUUGCCUUCUCUUCAUUUUGACAUUGGCAGUCGUUCAAUGUGCUGGUCCGACAUGUACUUCAUCCUGUACAGCACCUCAAACAUGCAAGUGGACAUGUACAAAAUCCGCAGUUGUGAUUGCUGGAGCCAAAAUAACCGGUUGCACACAAACCGACGAUCCUUGUGGAGUUGGAACGUUAACAGACGGGCAAUGCAAACCUGGAUGCGUAGCACCAACUGCUGCUCCAACAUGUACUUCAUCCUGUACAGCACCUCAAACAUGCCAUUGGACAUGUAAAAAAUCCAAAGUUGUGCUUGCUGGAGCCAAAAUAACCGGUUGCACACAAACCGACGAUCCUUGUGGAGUUGGAACGUUAACAGACGGGCAAUGCAAACCUGAAUGCGUAGCACCAACUGGCCCGCCACCAAACAAUCAACCGGUAGUACCAAAAGUAGACAAACCAGGUGGUUCGACAGGAAUAACAACAACAGCCGCAGGAACAACAGGCAAAAAUGGAUCCAUAAGGCUUGGAGUUUCUCCCCUGAUGCUGUUGUGUGGAAUCUUCACCAAGCUAUUUCUGUAUCCGUGAUGGGAGCCCCAUCCAAAACAAGAUUGCCAUCCUGAAACGACAUCACCUGUUGAGCACAAUGACGGAUGACAUCUGAUUGAAUUUUUAGACAUUUAGAUGUUAUGAAAAAAUGACACAAUCAGCGUUAAUUCUUUCACAAUCGGAUCAAAGUGUAUCGGAUAUUGCUACGUGGCUACUUACAAAUAGAACCUUGUAAUUAAAUAACUAGAUACUAAUUAUAUAAUCAUGAACGCUUAUUCAAGAAGACCGCAUGCAUUGAAACAUAUAUGUAUAUCCAGCAAUAUGUUGAGCUGCGGUUUUAAAUGUCACAUAUAUACUUUAUCAAUGAUGUUUUCAUGAUAAAAUGUAUGCCUUCCGUAGCAUAACUGUGAUAUUUGACUAUAUUUUACAUUGAUUAUAAAUAAAAAUCCCUAAA